AUGUCUUUCCCCAAGUCUUUCGGUAUAUUGCUCUAUCCCCGGUUCGAGCUCCUCGACGCGGCCGGGCCUCUCGAAGCGCUCAUAUGCCUCUCCCGUCGCGAAGGUUUCAAGGACAUGAGACUCAGCGUCAUUAGCGAGACCAUGGAUCCCGUCAGCGUCGGUCAGAACUCUUCCGAUGCCAAUAUCAACACCUUUGCCAACGCCAUUCGAUUGAUGCCAACUCACACCUUGGACACGGCACCUCCCCUUGACGUGUUGAUUGUUCCUGGAGGAAUUGGGUCUAUCGACUUCGAGAGAUCAGACACACCACAUCAUGUCGACAAAUACGUUGACUUCGUGAGGAGAGCUUACCGAGGCGAAGAUGAACGGCAACCCCUGAAGUACCUCAUCAGCGUCUGCAACGGCGCCAUGCUGCUGGCAAAAGCUGGUGUCUUGGACGGCCAUAGAGUGACUACGACCAAGGACCUUUGGCACCUGAUUCCUCCACUUGGCCCCAAAUCUCAUUGGAUUGCUCGAGCAAGAUGGCAUCAUAGCGACAACAUUUGGACAACAUCCGGGGUCAGUGCUGGCGUUGAUGGAACGCUCGCUUGGAUGGAGAGCCUGGUCGGGCAUGAAACCGUGGAAUCUGUGGUGAACACCAUGGAAUGGAUUAGAGCUGAAGAGGCGGACAAUGACCCUUUCGCGAAGGUCUUCGGUGCCCAAGAUGUCCCGCCUAAAGCAUGA
This is a messenger RNA of Zasmidium cellare ATCC 36951, 723 nucleotides long. RefSeq lists its product as uncharacterized. The transcript has a single exon. The record is from RefSeq and is a predicted model, not a curated record. Lineage: Eukaryota; Fungi; Ascomycota; Dothideomycetes; Mycosphaerellales; Mycosphaerellaceae. The coding region runs from base 1 to 723 and encodes 240 amino acids.